This is a messenger RNA of Manis javanica (Malayan pangolin), 798 nucleotides long. The record is from RefSeq and is a predicted model, not a curated record. NCBI's taxonomy places the organism in Eukaryota, Metazoa, Chordata, Mammalia, Pholidota, Manidae.
AUGCCAUUGGAUGAAGUGACCAACCACACAGGCAUCACUGAGUUCCUCCUCCUGGGAUUCUCUGAGGACCCGAGGAUGCAAACCCUCCAUGGCUGCCUGUUCCUCAUGGCUUACCUGGCUGCCCUGUUAGGAAAUGGACUCAUCAUCAUGCUCAUCACUUGGUAUCCUCAGCUUCACACACCCAUGUACUUCUUCCUGAAGAACCUGUCACUCAUAGAUGUCUGCUACAUUUCUGACACUGUUCCUAAAUUUGUUAUUAACUCCCUGAUGAACAGGAACACAAUAUCCUUCCUUGGAUGUGUCUUCCAGGUGUUUUUCUUCAUGUGUUUUGGUGCUGCUGAACUGGCCAUCCUCAUGGUGAUGUCCUAUGACCGCUACGUGGCCAUCUGCCAUUCACUGCACUAUGAGACCAUCAUGGCCAAGGAGGCCUGUUGGCGGAUGGUGGUGGCUUCAUACAUCAGUGCGGGAAUCUAUGGAGCCAUGCACACGGCAGCAACAUUUUCCACAACGUUUAGUUCAAAUAAAGUCCAUCACUUCUUCUGUGCCUUGGCCUACCUGAAGCCAGUCUCUGAGGUGAUGUCAGAUCUGGAUAUCAUUCUGUCUAUGUUUUACACAGUUGUGCCUCCAUCAUUGAAUCCCAUCAUUUACAACCUUAGAAACAAGGACAUAAAAUGCUCACAAAAUGCAACUGUGAUGUGGAGCCCUGGGGAGCAAGCCCAUGAGCCUGGAAUCCUGGAUAUUCACUUAAUCAGUGACAGAGCUAUUCCAGGAUUUUCCAACAGGACCCUGAUGCUGUAA